AUGGCGAUUAAUAAAGAUAAUGACAUGGAAGAAAACUCAGAAGUAACUAUUGAUGAAACAACACCGGUUGUUUCUCGGGCUCAAUCAAAUUAUAGUACACAACGAACGAAAUUAUUAAUUGCACCAACAAAAUAUGGAGAGAAUCGGGCACAAUAUUUAUGGAGAUUAUUACGAUGCUCGAUUCGCCGAACAAUUGACGCUGUUUCACGAGCUGAUGAUACCGAUAUUGAACGAUCACAUGGUCUACAUUUUGUACGAAAUAUAAACCAUGAUAUUCAAGUUAAAUGUAUUUCAUUCAAUAUUAAACGAAAAGAAAUCAUCAGUAUUGAUCAUAAAAAAAUUGCUCGUAUAUAUUAUUCUGAUGGUCGAGCAUAUAGAAAAUUAAAACUUGAUAUAGAAUUUGAUCAAUUAUUUUAUUGUACAAGUGAAGAUGAAUUUAUUGCUUGGUCACGUUGGUCAAGAGAAAUUCAUGUACUUAGUUCUGAUCUUGAAAUUUUAUCAACAUCAACUUGUGAUUAUAAUAUUGGUGAUUUAAAUUAUAAUGAAAUAACAUCAGAUGUAUUUACUUGUGGAAGAGGUGUUACUGUUUGGCAAUUUCGUUAUAAUCGAAAACAUCUAUUACCUAAAUUUGAAUGUCGAGAAGGUUAUACAGAUGAUAUAGAGUUUAGUAUAAUGGCUGUUCAACAAACCGAUAGUUCUGUUCAAAGAUUAUUUGUUACAUCGGGUUAUGAUGUUUUGACUUUUAAUGUAGCGGAUGAAGGAAAAGUUUUUUCAACCAAACAAGAUUUACAUGUUCGACCGAUUGUAGCAAUGCUUUUUGUUGAACUACGUGAUGUUCUUGUUACAGCCGGUCGUGAUGGAUCAAUUAAAGUUUGGGAUAGUCGUUGGUUUAUUUUAUAUGCUUAUGUUGGUCAUCAAGAUCGAGUAUUAUUUUUAAGUAAACACCCAUUUGGACCUUAUGUUAUUUCAAGUAGUCAAGAUCGAACAAUUCGUGUAUGGAGUCUUGAAUAUGGUGAUGUUGUUGAUGUUAUUAAAGUGCCAGAACCAAUAACUCAUAUGAAUGUAACGCGAAAUUAUGAAAAAUUUAUUGUAACAUCAACUAAAUGUUUACAAUUAUGGUGUAUCAAACAUUAUUGUGAUUUUUUAAGUUUUAUUGGCUCACCUAUUGUAAAAAUAAUUUGUACAACACAUCCAGAUUAUCCAACACGAUCGACUCUUUUAUGUAAAGAUUCAACUAUACGAAUAGUUGCUACUGCUACUGGUAAUAUAUUAACAAGUCUUGUUUGUGAUUUAAGUUUUAAACCUACAUCAUGUGCUUAUGCAGUUGGUGAAAAUACACUUUUUGUUAGUAAUGGUCAUAUACUUAUAAAAGCAGAUACAUCAUUAAAUCCUUGUAAAAUUGCUCAACAAUUUGAUAUAACGGAAUAUUCAAUUAAUUGUUUAUUAAUCUAUGAAUAUGUAGCAAAGAGUAAUAUGGAAGAAACACCAAUGCUUAAAGCAUUAGUAACAAAACCAAGUAGUGAAUUAAUACAUAUUGCAUUAAAAGGUUUUAGUCGAACGUUACUAAUUGCUGGAUUAAGUAAUGGUUGUGUUGCUGUUUUAAAAUGGCAUACUGGAGAAAUUGAUUUCUCUUUGGAUGUAAGUCUAGAAAUAAAUCUUUAUGAUCAACAUUACACUUAUAGAAAUAUUACUUCACAGAUUCAACAAAAUCUUAAAGGAGCUCUUGUAAUGCAAUUAGAAGAGGUUGAUUACUAA
This is a messenger RNA of Rotaria sp. Silwood2, 1755 nucleotides long. NCBI's taxonomy places the organism in Eukaryota, Metazoa, Rotifera, Eurotatoria, Philodinida, Philodinidae. The record is from the annotation of a GenBank genome assembly.